AGUUGCUAGCAGCUGUCAGUUCUUCCAAUCGCAGACGUCAACAAAUCAAACAUUCUUGCUGUGUGCAUAUGUGUGUAGUUGUUUUUCAAUUUGUUUGCAUCAAAAACGUUUCUGAAGUCAAAGUGUUAAUAGUAUUUAAAAUCGAAAUAUUUAUGAAAAAUCGGAAGGUGAUUUCAUAAGGUUUAUUGAGUGGCAAAGACAAAAAUGGAGACCGCUUCCGAAACGAUUAGUCGAUUGCGGUCUGGCGCAGUCGGUGAUGAGUACAUGCAAUGUCCUACCUGUGAAUGCAAACUGCAACAUUGGGAAGUGAAGAAUCAUUUUGAACAGGAAAUGGAGCGUUUAAGAAAUUUGCAAAUGAAAGCAGUUAGAGAAGCGAGCGCCGAAUUGUCACAGCAGAGCGCCAGUAAUACAUUGGCACAUAGUGAAGAACGCCGAAAACCUUGGACAAUAUUUCAGCGCGUUCAGCGAAACCGCCAUUCACGUAUAAGGAGAAGAACUGGUAAACGGGUGGCACCAGCAACCGACCAACAGUGUCCUGUUUGUAAUGUUAGUUUUCCUCUAGAGGAAAUUCAACAACAUGCUGAGCAAUGUUUACGUCGAAGUAAUGGGACUAGCAAUGGUCGUGAUGGAGGUAGUUCCAGCAACGAAGAAGAUGAAGGAGAGGAAUACGAAGAAUAUGAAUGGGCUGGUCAAAAGCGCAUUCGUGUAUCAAGUCUGUUGCAAGGUGGUUAUGCUGCAAUUGGAAUUGGACAAACUGUUACAAAUACUGGGAGUAGUGGUAGUCACAAUUCAACUCACGCUGGGGAUGAAGAGGAAGAAGAUUUAAAUGUAGAUGAGGAUGAUACACAAAUUUAUGGACCCGCUCAGUAUGCAGAAGCUGAUGUAAUACCACCAAUAGCUGAGCAAAAUGGAAACUGUGCGGAUAGCGAUGUAACUAGCUACAUGCGACGACUAAUAACAUGUACAGAAAUAACACCAUUAAACAAUAAUGUGGAAGAAUUACGUCGCACGAGUGUAGAAGUUAUUACAGCUCCAAAUGCGGAAACUUACAUUCCACAGGGUGUUGUAUCCAUAAAAGAUCAAGAGCCCAGCAAAAAUACAUUGCCUAAGAAUGAGCAACAAAAUUACCCGCAGAUAAUUGAGUCACUUAAAAUUAAAUUAAGACAUUACGAAAAUCAAGCUCAGAAUAAAUUCAAAUGUUUGAUUUGUCUCGAUGAUUACAAAAAUCCAGCAAUUUCGGUUGCAUGCUGGCAUGUACAUUGCGAGGAGUGCUGGUUGCGUUCGUUGGGAGCACGAAAACUUUGUCCACAAUGCAAUUUGAUCACGACGCCAAAAGACUUACGCAGAAUUUAUAUGUGAACUAACGUCACUAGAAAUGUUUUACACAUCGAAAACCUUUCGAUUGCAAUUCGUUUCAAAAUUAUUUUGUUGAAAUAUAUUUAUACAUGCAGACAUCUGCAUUAUUAAUAUUCUGCAAAUUUUUAUACUUGCAGUAGUAUUGAGUUGUAGUAAGGUGAAAUAAUGAUAAAACAUUGAAACUAGCUCUUAAGUAUAACCAGAACUAAAGCUGUGUCACAGUUACAAUAAAAUACAAUACACAAUUUAGCUACUAGAAGCUAUAAUAUACAAUUAUGUAUGUAUAUUCUUAUUCCUAACAUACGAAUAUUUUUUAUUUCGAUAUAACGGUGUUUUUGGUGAAUUUUAUGGAAGAAUACACACAUGUACGUACGUGCAUCGAUGGUGUACCAACCCAGUAUUUUA
This is a messenger RNA of Zeugodacus cucurbitae (melon fly), 1761 nucleotides long. RefSeq names its product E3 ubiquitin-protein ligase RNF220 (gene RNF220). The record is from RefSeq and is a predicted model, not a curated record. The coding region runs from base 205 to 1359 and encodes 384 amino acids. Gene Ontology annotation, biological process: protein ubiquitination. NCBI's taxonomy places the organism in Eukaryota, Metazoa, Arthropoda, Insecta, Diptera, Tephritidae. Gene Ontology annotation, molecular function: metal ion binding; ubiquitin protein ligase activity. The transcript is spliced from 2 exons.